Molecule: messenger RNA, 2277 nt
Organism: Gordionus sp. m RMFG-2023
Lineage: Eukaryota; Metazoa; Nematomorpha; Gordioida; Chordodea; Parachordodidae
Product: arginine--tRNA ligase, cytoplasmic-like
Exons: 14
Coding region: 65-2125 (686 amino acids)
Biological process (GO): arginyl-tRNA aminoacylation
Cellular component (GO): cytoplasm
Molecular function (GO): ATP binding; arginine-tRNA ligase activity
Source: RefSeq, a predicted model, not a curated record
CUGUUUUUGAGGUAUUCAACAGGUUUACAUUUUAACUAAGUUUUCGAAUCCUUUAUCAGCAAGAAUGAAUAUCGACAAGAUACAAGAGUUUUAUGAGCUAUGCAAUAACGCUGAGAAACAAUUAGAUCGUUUUAAUAAAGAAAUUAAAGAAUUAAAGGCCUUAGAUCAAGUAGUGAAUGAUGAAUUACGCCAACGUGAAGAUACUUCCAAAAUACAUAAUGAGAACUUGAAGUUAAAAUAUCAAUUACAUCAUUUAAAGAAAAGUUUAGAUGAAGCUCACAAAGAGAGGCAUAAAUAUACACCAAGUAUAUUAUUUGUAUUGCAACAAUUUUUUACAAGAGCAAUACAUGAUGCAUACCCCAAUAUUGAAGAAUCAUUAGAAGCUAGUAUACAAAACUGUGGCAGCCAGUCCACCUUUGGUGAUUACCAAUGCAAUUCUGCUAUGAGUCUCUACAAAGUAAUGAAGUCUAAACAAAAUAUGAAGAAGAAAAAAAUAUCAGAUCCUAAAAUGAUAGCUGAACAACUCACUCGAAAUUUAUUACAAGCUCAAAAGAAUUAUAUGAUUGAUUUAUUAACCAUAGCUCCUCCUGCCUUCAUAAACAUAACUCUCGCUAAAACUCCUAUAAUUGAUAUUUUGACAAAUUUUUUGAAAGAAGGCAGCAUAUUACCACCUAACCCUGGCCCAAAAUAUAAAGUUAUAGUUGAUUUAUCUUCACCCAAUUUAGCCAAAGAAAUGCAUGUUGGACAUUUAAGAUCCACGAUUAUAGGUGACAGUUUGUGCCGUCUUUUAGAAUACCUAGGCUUCGACGUACUAAGGCUUAAUCAUGUCGGCGAUUGGGGCACUCAAUUUGGCAUGCUCAUUGCUCACUUACAAGAGAAAUUUCCGGAUUACCUUAAAAUUUCGCCUUCGAUCGGUGAUUUGCAAUGUUUUUACAAGGAAUCUAAGGUAAGGUUUGACAAUGAUCCAGAAUUUAAAAAGCGUGCAUACGAGAAUGUUGUCAAACUUCAAGGCAGAGAAGACAAUAUAAUGGCCGCCUGGAAGUUGAUUUGUGACGAAUCCAUUAGAGAAUUUCAAGCCAUAUACGAUUUGUUGGAUAUUAAAUUGGUUUACCGAGGAGAAUCUUUUUAUCAAGACAUGAUGAAAGGAAUGAUCUUGGAGUUACAAUCUCAAAACAAAUUGGUGAAUGAGGAUGGAAGAUUAGUAAUGUUUGUUAAGAACCAUGACGUGCCUUUAAUUUUGCAGAAAUCUGAUGGCGGUUUUACUUACGAUACAUCUGAUCUGGCUUCUAUAAGACAUCGUAUACAAGAGGAAAAAGGACAACGAUUGAUUUAUGUGGUCGAUAGUGGGCAGUCGUUACAUUUUAAUGCCCUUUUUGGAGCCUGUAAAGAAUUAGGUUGGGCGUCUAACGUUAAAUUGGAGCACGCUGCCUUUGGUGUUGUUUUAGGAGAGGAUAAGAAAAAAUUUAAAACUCGUUCUGGCGAUACAAUACGCUUACUAGAUCUUAUAUCCGAGGGUCUGAAGAGAACUGAAGCUAAAUUGAUCGAAAAAGGAAGAGACAAGGUGUUAACGCCUGCUGAAUUCGAAGCCGCAAAAAAUGCUGUAGCUUUGAGCUGUAUUAAGUACGCCGAUCUUUCGAAUAAUCGCACCAAGGACUACAUUUUUUCUUUUGAUAAGAUGCUGGAUGAUCGGGGUAACACGGCUGCUUACCUGCUUUAUGCCUAUACCAGAAUUCGUUCUAUCGGUAGACUAGCUGGCCACGAUCGAAACACGUUAAGAAAAAUGAUGCUUUCUCUCGAAACUAAUGCUACUCCCACGAAUAACACGUUUGGUGGGUUCAAGCUGGAGCACGAGAAGGAACUUAAGUUAGCCAAAAUUUUAUGUAGAAUAGGAGAGAUUAUUCUUCAAGUCACAGAUACCUUGCUUAUCCACACGCUUUGCGAUUAUCUUUACGAAGUUUCUUGCGUCUUUACAGAGUUUUACGAUAACUGUUAUUGCGUGGAAAAAGAUAAAGCUGGUAAUAUAGUCAAAGUUAGCAUCGAAAGAUUGAUGAUUUGCGAAAUAACGGCUUUAGUCAUGGAAUUAUGCUUUAAAAUUCUGGGAAUUGUUCCGGUUGAAAGAAUGUGAUGAAUAUUUAUUUCUAAAUGUGUUUGAGUUUGCGUAUUUUAAUAAAAAAAUUGUGAAGAUGCUUAUGAUUUAAAUAUAUAUAUAUUGAUUUGACAUAUAUACUAGUCGUCUAUGAUCACUUUACUAUCAAUCAUCCUAUCUCAAAACAGAUU